Messenger RNA from Trichophyton rubrum CBS 118892, 1428 nucleotides. RefSeq lists its product as uncharacterized. Bases 1 to 1428 code for a protein of 475 amino acids. The transcript has 4 exons. The record is from RefSeq and is a predicted model, not a curated record. Lineage: Eukaryota; Fungi; Ascomycota; Eurotiomycetes; Onygenales; Arthrodermataceae.
AUGUCCGCCGUUACAGCUCCCAGCAACCCUUCACAGACUCAGAAUACUAAGAAGAGACGCGGCAAGGCGGAGGCAUCUGCUGCUGUAGCUGCUCCAGUCUCUGUUGCUGCAUCAAAUACCGACGCGCCUAGUGUUGCGGCUGCUGCUGAUGGUUCUGCCAACGGACACCAUGAGCCAAGCUUCCUCAGGGAGCUCCAGAAAACCCUUCGAAACACCAACAAGAAAUUGAACGCAACCGCCAAAGUCGAUGCAAUUAUUGCUGAAAACCCCGGGAAAUCCCUCGAGGAGCUUGUAGCUCUCAAGAAAAUCAAUGCAGACCAGAAAGCCCAGGCCCUUAAGAAACCCGCUCUCCAGGAAACUAUUGCUCACAUCGAAGAGCAGAUCGCUCAAUACAAACAACUCGAAGCAUAUUAUGAAGAACAACGUGCCAAAGAAGUAGCAAAGAUCCAAGCCCAGCACAAAGACGAAAUCGAAUCGUUGAAGAAGAACCUCGAGACCGAGUCCAGAGAGAGUGCUGAGAAACGCUUUAAGGACCGAUUGCUUGUGCUCAGCCGUUUCUUGCGCGCAGCUGCUGCCAUGAGGGGAGUUGCUGAUGAACACUCUAUCCAGGCUCGUGGGUUUGAAGGAGCAUUGUACCAGGUUUAUGGUGGAACGGAACAGGCGGUCGAUGCCAUGAUCAAGUUGAUUGAUGGCACAGAUGACAAGGUUCCCAGUGUUGAGUCCGAGAUCCUUGACAUAACCUACGCACAAAUUAAGCGCACUUCUCUUGAAGACUACGCUCAAUCCACCGGUGAAGCUGUCUUAACUGAGGAAGCAACCACCGCCCCUGCUGCCGAUGCCAAUGCAGUCCAAACUGACCCAACAAUCGCCAAUGCCGGCCUUACUGAAGCUGAAGAGCCUACUGUCUCACAGGCUGCAGCCGCAGAUAGCUUUCAACCUAAACCUCAGCCGACUGCUGAAGAAGCAGCCCCCCUUAAACCUACCGAGGAGAAUGUUGCAGCCAACGAAAUUGCGCAGACCGUAUCAGUAGAAUGGGAUCCAAAUCCUUAUAAGCCCAGUGCCUCCACAGAGGAAUGGCUUAGUGUGCAAGUUCCCCAACCUGGUACUGCUGCCGAGGCCUCUGUUGCUGCUGAAGCUGCUAUUCGUCAACCGCUCACCUCUGGAACUUGGGUAGAAGAGCCUCAGGCCAACAAACAAGUCGACGGCUUUGAACGGGUUAACCAUCCUCGUGGGCGUGGACGGGGUUAUCGCGGCCGAGGCCAAGGCCAGCGUGGUGGCGGAGAACACCGCGGUCGUGGCGGCUAUCACCACCGUGCUGGGAGUGAGUACCGUGGCCGUGGACGUGGUCGUGGUGAAUAUCGAGGAAAUGGAAACGGCCAUCGUGGUGGAAGACCCGCUCCCGCUGCUGCUACUGCAGGCGACGCUUAA